Messenger RNA from Lemur catta (Ring-tailed lemur), 2154 nucleotides. It is a transcript of the gene RCN1, whose product is annotated as reticulocalbin 1. Gene Ontology annotation, molecular function: calcium ion binding. The transcript has 6 exons. NCBI's taxonomy places the organism in Eukaryota, Metazoa, Chordata, Mammalia, Primates, Lemuridae. Bases 145 to 1137 code for a protein of 330 amino acids. Gene Ontology annotation, cellular component: endoplasmic reticulum. The record is from RefSeq and is a predicted model, not a curated record.
CUCUGCUCGGGCCCGGGGCGGGCACUGGCGGCGGGGCUGGCCCGUCCCCUCCCCCGCGCCCGCCCCGCCGCCGCGGCGCUCCGAGCCCCCAUUCCCGCGCCGCCGCUCCUGCCGCUCGCUCGGUGCCGCCCUCCCCACGGGACGAUGGCGCCCGGUGGCCGCGGCCGCCGCCUGGGGCUCGCCCUGGGGCUGCUGCUGCUGGUGCUGGCGCCGCGGGCGCUGCGGGCCAAGCCCACGGUGCGCAAGGAGCGCGUGCUGCGGCCCGACUCGGAGCUGGGCGAGCGGCCGCCCGAGGACAACCAGAGCUUCCAGUACGACCACGAGGCCUUCCUGGGCAAGGAAGACUCCAAGACCUUCGAUCAGCUCACCCCGGACGAGAGCAAGGAGAGGCUGGGGAAGAUUGUUGAUCGCAUUGACAAUGAUGGGGAUGGCUUUGUCACCACCGAGGAGCUAAAAACCUGGAUCAAACGGGUGCAGAAAAGAUACAUCUACGAUAAUGUCGCUAAAGUCUGGAAGGAUUAUGAUAGGGACAAAGACGAUAAAAUUUCCUGGGAAGAAUACAAACAAGCCACCUAUGGUUACUACCUAGGAAACCCCACAGAGUUUCAUGAUUCUCCAGAGCAUCAAACCUUUAAAAAGAUGCUGCCACGUGACGAGAGAAGGUUCAAGGCUGCGGACCAGGAUGGUGACCUGACAGCCACUCGGGAGGAGUUCACCGCCUUUCUGCACCCCGAGGAGUUUGAGCAUAUGAAGGAAAUUGUGGUUUUGGAAACUCUGGAGGACAUUGACAAGAACGGGGAUGGGUUUGUGGAUCAGGAUGAGUAUAUUGCGGACAUGUUUUCCCACGAGGAGAACGGCCCUGAGCCGGACUGGGUGGUGUCAGAACGAGAGCAGUUUAAUGAAUUCCGGGAUCUGAACAAGGACGGGAAGUUGGACAAAGAUGAGAUCCGCCACUGGAUCCUCCCUCAAGAUUAUGACCACGCACAGGCGGAGGCCAGGCACCUGGUGUAUGAGUCAGACAAAAACAAGGAUGAGAAGCUGACUAAAGAAGAGAUCUUGGAGAACUGGAACAUGUUUGUUGGAAGCCAAGCUACCAAUUAUGGGGAAGAUCUCACAAAAAAUCAUGAUGAACUUUGAUAGACACUCACCAUGUAUGGCAGACUGUCAGAGGCUUUCUUUUAUCGUCUUGGGUGGUUGCUAUGAUUGUCUAAUUUACAGCAGGUGUGUUCCCCACAAAGCAAGUUUAUACCUCAGAUUGGGGUAUAAAAGUUGUUUUUCACUGAAUGUUUACUGGGAAAUGGUCAUCACUAUUCUUUCAGUAACGUUUCUCUCAAAACACAUUAAAAUCUUGGUAGACUGCAGUUCUCUUUGGGGAUACAUUGCUACAACAUGACUUUUUAAGGUUUUUUUUCCAUUAAAUUUAAACGAAAGGAGGAUAAAACUUGAAAAAGCUCUGUUGUUCAGAAGUUGGGUGGGUUGGGGGGGGCAGUAUACGAGUGACUGCUAUGUAUUUUAACUACCAGAUUUUUUAUAUUUGCCACUGUUAAAUAGUUGGUAAGGGAAAGUUCUGAUUAAGCUAAAGUGGUGUUACCCUAGCAGCUUAUUUCAGAGCAAAUCUGAUGUUUCAGAUUCUUCCUUCUUGACUUCAUACUCUGAGCUGUCACUGCGUUUUUCUGUAUGGACCUGCUAAUGUGCACAAUAAAUCCACAUCUUUGUCUUUUUGUUUUUAUAAGAAGAAGCAAUCGAGACAGAUAAUGUGAAAAAGAAAGGAACUUACAGGUAGGGAAAAGAAUGUCAGACACUUGAACAACUGUAGGAAAAUGAUAAAUACUUUAAAUAAACUUGAGAAAAUUUUCUUGACAUGCAAAUGAGGUAGUUCUGAUCUUUGAAAUAGUGACUAGAAAUACCAUCUGUUUCCUCGAUGGUCACCGACUGGAAUGAAGUGGUGGGAUGUAGCGGGAUUCUGGAACGACACCUUCCAGUCCAGUGAAUCCAUAACCCUCAGACCUGCCCCUGGAAUAGCUUAUACUAUGGAAUUAGGACAAGGUGAUCUUCUGAGCCAUUGACUGAACUGGCAAAAACAACUGUUACACAUUGAAAUUUCACCUUGUAAGUAGGAAGCGAAUGAAAUAAAGAAUCUUCCUGAGGAUUUUC